AUGAUUUGUUCGUUGAAUAUUACUGAUCAAGAGUGGAGGAUAUUCAUUUGGUUUCUAAUCGAUUUUGAUGAUUCUGAGAAAUUCCCGGUCAUCGGCUCGAUCCUCUUCUGUUUCACGGUCUUCCAGACCGUUUUUCUCACUCUUUCACUUUUUCUGUCGAUUCCCUAUGUGAUCGUCGUGGGGAAAUGUCGAAAGUUCCACAUGAAUCUCACGCGCAUCAUUGUGUUCACAAAAAUUCAUCUGAUUUUUAUGAUUGGAACCAGUUUACUCGGAUUGCUCUAUGUUUUCCGUUUCAUCAAAAAAACUGGAGACUGUGUUGCCGAUUUUCCCUUGGUUCUUUUGGGCUACACUCGCUUCAUCACCACCUGCAUCAACUUCGGGUUUUUUCCGGCAAUUCUUCUCGAGCGAACUUUCUCAAUUCGACACAUGUGGGAUUACGAAAAGAAACGACGCAUCUACAUAGCCAAUACAAUCAACGCGAACACCACGACCAUUGCCAUUGUUUCGGGGAUAUUCCUCACUGUUGGCGUUCCACAACUUUGGCAACUCACCGAU
Molecule: messenger RNA, 555 nt
Organism: Mesorhabditis belari
Lineage: Eukaryota; Metazoa; Nematoda; Chromadorea; Rhabditida; Rhabditidae
Source: the annotation of a GenBank genome assembly